Anastrepha obliqua is the source of this 615-nucleotide messenger RNA. RefSeq lists its product as uncharacterized. The transcript has 2 exons. NCBI's taxonomy places the organism in Eukaryota, Metazoa, Arthropoda, Insecta, Diptera, Tephritidae. The record is from RefSeq and is a predicted model, not a curated record. Gene Ontology annotation, molecular function: catalytic activity. The annotation marks the transcript as partial.
AUGGCUCGGGGAGUUGGUAGCGUGCACCUUCGCCUCAAAAAGCGCAACCCGACAGAUGACAACCACAACACGCUCGCUGCGGGGGAGGUGGAAAAGGAUCUCGGUAUAGAAGAGAUCUUGGAAGCCUCCCUCAAUAUACAGGAAGUGGAGAAGGGUGACUUGGAGGUAGUAUCCAACCCCGAGAAGGUACUGAGGCCAGAUGCUGAAAACGAUCUGACAGUGGUGGCGCUGGAGGGCUGCAAGGAUGAGACGCUACUCUUUGGGUCCUGCUAUAUGCCACAUGAUGGAGAAGCACCACAGACGGAACUUCGGAAGCUGGUAGAAACAGCUGCCAGAAAGAAGCACGCUCUGGUGGUAGGAACGGACGCAAACGCACAUCACACGGUCUGGGGAAGUGCAGAUAUAAACGACCGAGGUGAGUCACUAUUUACCUAUAUUCUUCAAAGUAGCCUAGAAAUAGCUAAUAGAGGUGAAGAACCAACAUAUGUGGGACCAACCUCGAAGAAUGUACUCGAUUUAACACUCUACACAAGCAGGCAUGUUAUGGUUCAGGAAUGGGAAGUGUUGAGUAGGCCCUCAUUCUCUGAUCACAGAUACAUAAGCUUUCAGGUCAUA